GCGCUACUGGGCGGCCCGCCGGCAGCGCCACGCGAGAACUUUCCGUUCGUUAUGGCCGAUAUCAAGCAGGCUCUCAGAAAGCUGGAUUUUCCUUACUGCGCCAGAGAAGCUCUGUGCAGAAUCGAGAUACUCUGCUGCAGACCUGGCAAGCAGGUGGAUCUACAGAUGGAUCUGAUAUCGGAAUUUGUAUUCGGAGAGCUGGACAAGCGAAAGAAACGCAACAUGACCAUGGCGAUACAGGAGCUGCAAUUGAUAGAGAUUCUCAGCGAUUUCUUCCAAAGUCCAGGUGGUAGUCCAGCGGUACGCAAUGCCCUCUUUCUGUCGCUCUUCCCAGCGGACAGUCCUAGAUACAAGACUUUAGGUUACUUGGUUUCCUUGGCCAUUGCCACGCAAAAUAAAGCGGUCCUCAACGCAGCUGGCAUCUGGAUGCAGCAGUUGGGUUCUGCCUCGUCGCAGAGCGUCGGGCUGGCGAGACAUGUGCUCGACGACUAUCUCGUUCUCACUCCGAGAUCUAUCGACAAACUGAAGCAGCUGCCCGUACUCGCGCCACAUUUUACCGCCAAUUUGCUGACUGCGAUAGGUGAGGUUUACGAGGACAAGGAUCCACCCACCGAGUUGCUUGGAUUAGUAGGCGAGUGGAUCGAUGAGAAUUCGGGUUUACUGUUGACCCCUCUGAUGGAUAAUCCAGCGCUGCCUACCGGUGGAAUCCCGAUGACACCGAUAACACCUAUAGCUGGUUUGUUUAGAUGGUGUAUAUUGAGUCCUCUGCGAAACGACGGACCGCAACGAGAGGAAUCGCGAAAAUUCUAUUCGAAGGUCCAACAGUUGCUCAUGGACUCGGUGUUGAGACUGAAGAACAACGGUAGCAACAAGCACGCGAUAUCGGCGCAACAUCUGGCCUCCACGACGCGCCUACUGACAACCAGUCUGCAGAACCAGCAUCCGGACGCGCGCGAUUUGGCUAUGGAACGACUCGCGCAAGCCGUCAGCGCCGCUAUGUCGGCCAACUGUAUCUACGGAAAUAAGCAGGAACUAUUGGCGCUCCUACAACCGCUAUCUUAUCAGCACUUUUUAAUAGAAUGGACAUUGCAAACCUAUGCCACCAAAGCAGCCUGAGAGUUUAUUAAAUGAUAACUGACCUUUGUGCAUGAAUUAUAUACAUGAAACAGUGAUCUCUAUGAAUAAAUGUCGCUGAUAUCAAAA
This is a messenger RNA of Dinoponera quadriceps, 1203 nucleotides long. RefSeq lists its product as uncharacterized. The transcript is spliced from 4 exons. NCBI's taxonomy places the organism in Eukaryota, Metazoa, Arthropoda, Insecta, Hymenoptera, Formicidae. Bases 52 to 1116 code for a protein of 354 amino acids. The record is from RefSeq and is a predicted model, not a curated record.